Molecule: messenger RNA, 5886 nt
Organism: Chiloscyllium plagiosum (whitespotted bambooshark)
Lineage: Eukaryota; Metazoa; Chordata; Chondrichthyes; Orectolobiformes; Hemiscylliidae
Product: dermatan-sulfate epimerase-like protein
Molecular function (GO): chondroitin-glucuronate 5-epimerase activity; sulfotransferase activity
Source: RefSeq, a predicted model, not a curated record
GAGGAGGGAGAGAGAGGCAGAGUGUGUGAGAGGAGGGAGAGAGAGAGGCUGGGAUCUGUGUGUGUGUGUGAAGUUAGUGCGGGUUGGAUCUGGAUCAGUGCGGGUCUCUCUCUCUCUCUCUCUGUGUGAGAGUGUGUGUCUAAUGCAGUCCAGGAGAGAGACCCAGAGAGCUGCCCUGAGGAUGUAACAUGGCGUUAGGAGGCAGUGGCUGCUUGCUCUUGCUGCUGCUGCUGCUGUGCUACGGGCUGGCCGAGCGGUCUGGCCGCUGGAAGAGGAGCGGAGCGUCGGUAUCUGAGGGGCCGAAGCGGCUACCUCACCCCCUGCUGUACUUCGACCCCAGCGAUGUGAGCGGCCUGCGGCAGAAGUCCCACAGCAGCAGUCAUUCAGCCAUCACUCGGGCUAUCAGGAGUGCUGUUGGCACCAUGCUGGGCAAACCCAACUUCUACCUGCCCCCCAGUGACCACCUCAGCUUCUCUGCCAAGUGGAACGAGGUUUAUGGCAACAAUCUGGGGGUGCUGUCCCUCUACUGCCUCCUGUACCCAGAGGACCAGGCAGCUCUAGACUUCACCCUUGACUACCUAGACCGAAUGGCCAGCUACCCUCAGUGGCAGGUGAGGGUGGCACCCAACGAUGAGGUGCCAGUCGCCCAUUCCCUGACCGGCUUUGCUACCGCUUUCGACUUCCUCUACCCGUUCCUGGAUGCGGCGCGGAGGCAGAGCUACCUGGAGAAGAUCCACGGAGUGACCAAGGAGCUGUACGAGUUCUCCAAGUACCGGGCCUGGGGCAAACACUACUUGCACAACCACCAGGCGACCAACAUCGUGGCGUUGUUGGUGGGCGCCCUGGUGCUGAGCCCCCACCGGCCACAGACCGCCCUGCUGUGCAAGCAGAUUGCCGUCGACGUGAUGGAGAAGACCAUGUUCCUGCUCGACCACGUGGUGGAUGGCUCCCUGGACGAAGGUGUGGCCUACGGCAGCUACACCGCCCGCUCCGUCACCCAGUACGUGGCGCUGGCCCUGCGGCACUUCCAUCUCAACCAUACCGGGAGCCCCUGGCUCAAGCAGCAUUUCUGGUUCUACUACGCCACCCUGUUGCCCGGCUUCCAGAGGACUGUGGGCAUCGCUGACUCCAACUACAACUGGUUCUACGGUCCAGAGAGCCAGCUCGUUUUCCUGGACAGGUACGUGCUGAGGAACGGCAGUGGGAACUGGCUGGCCAAGCAGAUCAGGAAGCAUCGGCCCAAGGAUGGCCCAAUGGAGCCCUCCAGUGCCCACAAGUGGUGCACCCUCCACACCGAGUACAUCUGGUACGACCCGGAUCUGAGCCCACAGCCGCCCCCUGGCCACGGCACGCCGAGCCUCCAUGUCUUCUCCAACUGGGGGGUCAUCACCUAUGGGGGCGGUCUGCCCAGCGAUCCGGGAAACACCUUCAUCUCGUUCAAGUCGGGGAAGCUGGGCGGGCGGGCGGUCUACGGGAUUGUCCAUGAGAGCCCGUACUCCUGGAUCGACGGCUGGAGGAACUUCAACCCGGGUCACGAGCACCCGGACCAGAACUCCUUCACCUUUGCUCCCGGCGGCCAGGUCUUCGUGUCAGAGGCUCUGUACGGGCCCAAGUACAGCCACCUCAACAACGUGCUGGUCUUUGCGCCGUCACCCAGCAGCCAGUGCAACCAGCCCUGGGAGGGCCAGCUUGGUGAGUGCGGCCAAUGGCUCAACUGGAUGGCGGGUGAGGCUGGCAGCUCAGCGGGUGAGUUGGUGACGGCCACUCAGGAUGGAGGGAUGCUGUUUGCCAGCGGUGAGGCCGCUCCCGCCUACUCCUCCUCCAUGCGCCUCCGGAGCGUGUACCGGGCAGUGCUCCUGCUGAACCCCCAGGUGCUGCUGGUGGUGGACCACAUCGAGAAGCGCCAAGGCUCCCCGCUCCAGCUGGUCAGUGCCUUCUUCCACAACCUGGACAUCGACUUCAAGUACGCGGCUCACCAGACCGCUGGCCGCCUCCACGGUGCCAUGAUGGACGUCUGGGACGCGGAGUACACCAUGUUUUGGUUCGACCACCGCGGGGGCAGCCCGACCGCCCGCAUCCAGGAGGCAGAGCAAGCGGCGGAGUUCAAGAAGCGCUGGACUCAGUACGUCAACGUGACCUUCCCGCUGGGCGCGCAGGUCACGCGCGUGGCCUACAUCUUCCACGGGCCGCGGGCACGGGUCACCGACUGCCGCUUCAUUGACGACUCAGCCCGGGGCUUCAGGCUGGCGCUGACCGUCAACGGCACCGAGCUGCUGGUGUCCGUGGUCACCCAGUACGGUGACCCCACCUCCCGCUUCCGCUAUCUGGGCUUCGGGGGUUACGCCAAGGUGGAGGACGGGCGCCGGGUGACCAGGUUCGGUUUUGGGACCACCCCGUCCGGAGGCGCGGGGCGGCCUGGGCCGGCUCUCCUCCGCUUCGGGCCUGCAGUGAGGAGCCUCCUGAGCGCAGGCCUUUGCUUCGGCCUGGUGCUGGUGGCCGCCAGGUGGAAACUCUGCAUCUCCUUCGGGCGCCUGUUGCGCCUGGCCUUGUUGGCGGUCAUCACCCUGUGGUUCCUGGAGCUGGUGGCACUGUGGGGCACCUGCUCCCGGCCCCCCUGCGGCAUGGGCUGGGGGACCGGGGGCAGGGAUGGCGGCAAGGGCGAGGGAGGGCCCUCUGAGCAGUGGGAUGAGGGCCUGGGGAGAAUGUCGCCGGUGGUGGUCAUCUCGCUGCCAGGCUCUGGGGCGGAGAUGCUGAAGCACCUCUUCGCCAACAGCACCGACUUCAUCUACAUCAGGGUCCCGACAGAACACCUCGACCUGCCCGAGGUGGAGUUUGAAUUUGAUUCCUUUGUCGACGCCUGUGAGUGGAAGGAGUCAGACGUGAGGGUGGGUCGUUACCGCUUGAUCCAGGGCUGGCUCCAGUCCCUGGUCCAUAACACCAAGCUCCACCUACAGAACAUUGCCCUGCAUGGUCCCCCCCGGGGAGCCCCUGCGGUGAACAACAGCCCCCCGCUCCGCAAGAGGAAGGCUCGGAGAAGAACCUCCCAGCUGGACCAGAACUCCAAGUACAAGGAAAACCUGGAGAGGGACGCAGAGUACAUCAAGGGGCUGAGGAGGCACUUGGCCUCCUAUCCCAAUGCCCGGGUAGUGCUCAGUUUGAGCAGCGGGAGCUGGACCCUGAAGCUGCCCUUUGUGCAGGCCGUGAUCGGGUCUUCGAUGAGGGCCCUGUAUGUGGUGAGGGAUCCUCGUGCCUGGGUCUACUCCCUGCUCUACAACAGCAAGCCCAGUCUUUACUCCCUGCGGAAUGUGCCCCAGCACCUGGCCAUGCUCUUCCGAGAUGACCAGCGCAAGGAGAGGUGUCGUCCGGACUCCGGCUAUGCCUUUGAGUACGAGUCCCUCCGGAGACAAUUUGCGGAGACGGAAAAGGACCCGGUGUCCCUCCUGGCUCACCUGUGGCUGGCCAACACCCGGGCCACGCUGAGGGUGAACAAGAAGCUGCCGCCUGGCAACUACCACCUGCUGAAGUUCGAGGACCUAGUUGAGGCACCUCAGGAAACCGCUGAGAGAGUCUACGCCUUCCUUGGCUUCGUGCUCCCCCCGGCCGCCCUGAACCGCAUCCUUUUCGCCACCUCAACCAACCUGUUCCACCUCCCGUUCGAGGGUGAGGUCUCGCCUGGCAGUCUCCACACCUGGAGGGACAGGAUGCCCCCAAAGGACAUCAGGGUCAUCGAGGAUACCUGCUGGUCAGUGAUGAGCCAACUCGGCUAUACCAGGUCGACCAGCUGAGAGCUCUGCCAGCCGGGAGGGGAGAGGAAGGGGAGGGCCAUCUCCAAAGUGCCGGCGUAAAAAAACAACAUUGAUUAGGUCAGGAAGAUCCCAGCGCAGACGCAACGGUUGGAAAAAUUGGCGUCUGGAGCCGGAGCACCACUGGGUGUGUGUUGCCUGUUGGGCACAGUGCUCCCAAAGUAAUCUUGGCUAGUGUUCCCACAGGGUCCUGCAGAGAGAAUGGCAGACAUGGCAGGGAAUCUUUCCAAAGAGGAGGGAAGGGAAAAAUUGAGGCGUCUUUUGCGAAUGGGACAGAAAGAUGGAAGUAAUCUUGCAGCAUUCAAUCAUUAAUAAUGUGAUAGCAUUAAUCACACAGAGUUAAAACUCAAGAAUGCAUUGUUCAAUUGAACCCAUUAAAUGAUAAUUAGCUGCUCCAUUUCUCUGUAGCCGGUUCUUACACUCCUGGACCAAAUUGUCUAAGACAUCAAUCUGGCCUGGCCACUCCUGAAAAGAAAGAGUUUUAUGAGCAAAAAAUAAGAUAGCUGGCUCACUGGGAGUUCUGCUGUCAUCCUCAGUGCUUACAAUUUAUCAUUUGCUAAAAUGGUAGUGUCAAAAUGCACUGUGGGGCAGCCGUGCAAAAUUCAUGGAACCCAUAAAUUGUGGUUUCCAAAAUGAAUUAAAACACCGGCCAACUUAAUGAGUCUGAAACUGUACUGGGUGGAGAGGGCGAGUGAUUGAUCAGCUAGAGGGGCCUCAUUUCUGCUAACCUUAACGCCAUGAUGAAGGAACAUCGACAGGAUGGAUUUCUGAUACAGGGCACGACUUCUCUCUUUGGGUUUAGAGGAUUGUUUGUCAUCUAUUUCUUGAAGGAGCAAAUGUCAAAGCCUUUUGGUUUCCCAAAAUAUCAGUGAGAAGAUGACUGGAAGUUUGAGCCUUUUCCCUUCAGCUCCCUGCCUGCCAUUGACGUUAUUAAAAAGGAGGCAGAGAGAUGAUAUUGGAAAUUGAGCAUUUGAGGUAAAGACCUUGACAGGAAAUGCUACCUUUUCUAGCACAGGCAUGAUGGGACAAAUGGCUCCUCUGUGUUACUGUCAGUUUCUAUGCGUUAAAUUUUCCCUGGGUUCAUUCUGUUAAAAGGUGUUGGGUGCACUGACGAACAUGCCAAUCCCUUACUACCAAGAAAACACAUCCAGUCAGAUCCCAGAUAAGUAGAAUGAGGGCAUGUUUCUUGGCCAAUCAUAGACCUCAACAUUGGCGUCUCAGAGCCCAAGAUGCUGCUAUCCAAUAAGAGGCUAGCAACGUCUGGGACUAACCCCCGCCCCGCCUCCCCCCACCCUGGUGCAGCCUGACGUCACAGGAACCAAUGGUGGUGAGGUGGGUAGAUUUUAUACUCAUCGGGUUGGGAGUCACAGCGAGAGAGGUUAAGGGGGUCGGGCCCAUGCCUCUGAUGUCUCCACAGAAUGGUCCAACUGGGGGGACCCCCAUCCUCAGCACUACCCAGCAGUUACAUGACCUUGGUUUCCCAGUCAGGAAGCUAGCCACCUUACCCACUGGGAAGGCAGCUGAUUGAUGGGGUACUGAGGUAAAGUCCUUAAGUGACCAAUAAUUAAGCAUUUAGGAGGUUUCACAGUAUCAUGGGAUUGUUACACUGUAGAAGGAGGCCAUUUGGCCCAUUGUGUCUGCACCAGCAGUUCAAAUGAGCAUCAAGACUGAGUACCAUUCCCUGCCUUUAUCUUCCCCGUACCUUUGUAUUUUGUAUCCAAAUAGUCAUCCAAUGCCCUGCUUGAACUGAACCAGCCUCCACUACAUUUUCUAGGCACUACAUUCCAUACCCUAACUAAUCACUGGGUGAAACUGUUAUUUCUCAUAUCUUUACACAUCUGCAACCAUCUGCAAUGGUGUGAUUUAAACCCAUGUCUCUCUGAACAUCAGCAUGAGCCUCUGAAUACUUAAUUACCACCAGGUCACUGCCUCAGCGAACUGCAGUGCCUUUCCUGAAAUGAUGUUGGAGGCAGAAUCGAAAGGAUCUUUCAUAAAGAUGUGAGAUAAAUAGUUGGAGGGGAAAUCAAAUUAGUGAGCGGCACGGUGGCACAGUGGUUAGCACUGCUGCCUCACAGCGCCAGAG